Nicotiana attenuata is the source of this 1042-nucleotide messenger RNA. RefSeq lists its product as uncharacterized. Bases 440 to 901 code for a protein of 153 amino acids. The record is from RefSeq and is a predicted model, not a curated record. Lineage: Eukaryota; Viridiplantae; Streptophyta; Magnoliopsida; Solanales; Solanaceae. The transcript is spliced from 2 exons.
AAGCUUUCCUCAUGUCAAGGCGACUUAAUAAAAACUUGUCAAAUGCUGUCUAGUAAUAAUAAUGUAUACAUAACAGAAGAAGAGGUGUAGCAUUUGCCCAGAAAACAGAGAAAGAAUCCACUGUCCAUUUCAAGAAGCACAUCUUUCCUUUUUCCUCUCUCAAAAGUUCCGUAGUUGAAACUUAUUUUUCCCUUCAGGUUCUUUUUUUCUUAAUUUGCAGAAGCCUGUGAGAGAAGCACCUCUCUGCUUGAAUGGUUGAUACCAUCAAAACUUUGAUGCCCACUGUUAUUUACUUCUCGUUUCUUCUCUCUUUUGGCUCUGUUAAAGAAGCCUGGUACUAUCGUUGCAUUGGCCUUGACCCUUGAGAUAGGAUUUUCAUAUAAAUUUAUCCCGUUGUUUUCCUUGUGUCCUAUAACUGCAGUGUUAUUGAUAGAUUUAAAUGGAGAGAAAGUUAAUGAAAUCAUUUUCUGAAAAAAUAUGCAUGCAGAAGGCAAUAAAGAAAGGGGAAGAGAAUAAGAAGGUGAAGAAUAAUAGUACUAGGUUGUUGAUUACAGUGAAUGUGUUGGGUAGUGCUGGGCCGUUAAGGUUUGUAGUGAGCGAGAAUGAUAAGGUUGCUGUGGUCGUUGACACUGCUCUGAAACAAUAUGCUCGCGAGGGCCGACUUCCAAUUCUGAGUUCAGACGUCAACGAUUUCUUUCUUUACUCAACCACUGCUGGAAUUGAUGCUCUGGGACCAUUGGACUCGAUUGGAUCACUAGGAGUGAGAAAUUUCAUCCUUUGCAAGAAGCAAAAACAGCCACUGAUGACAGAAGGAAGGGCGAAUGGGAUUGCUCAGAAUGGGAAAAAGGGUUGGAAGGCAUGGCUGACUAAGUCCUUUAGCUUCAAGAUUCAUUCACAUUGAAUCACUUUCUUGUGCCCUUAGUUAAUUGUGGCUUCGUCAAGCCUAUAAGUGUUGUGUAUUAAUAAAUGAUGUAUAUAUAUACAUCAACUCCUUGUACCGACCGAUUCACUCUUAAUGUGCCAUAUGCGGUUGGAUUAGUCA